This is a messenger RNA of Notechis scutatus (mainland tiger snake), 2785 nucleotides long. RefSeq names its product retinol dehydrogenase 11 (gene RDH11). Lineage: Eukaryota; Metazoa; Chordata; Lepidosauria; Squamata; Elapidae. The record is from RefSeq and is a predicted model, not a curated record.
GGGACCUCAGAAGUCGCGCCUUUAUCAGCCUGGGCUCUGGGAGGCCGCGCCUUCUUUUUGACCGAGCGAGAAGAAGAAGCGAAGCGACCAGACAAGGGGCGACGAUGCUGGGAUUCCUUGGGUCCGUGUUGCUGCCCUUGCUCUUGGUCCCUCUUUCAGUAUUUGUGCUAGUGCCGUAUGUCAGGAAGUAUUUUGGAGGAGGAGUGUGCAAGUCUGCAGCACAACUGAAUGGGAAAGUUGUAGUCGUCACGGGAGCCAACACUGGUAUAGGGAAGGAAACGGCUGGAGACCUUGCAAGAAGAGGUGCCAAAGUCAUCCUUGCUUGCAGAGAUAUGGCAAAAGCAGAAAUGGCAGCCCACGAAAUCCGGAUCAAGACAGGAAAUCAAGAGGUUAUAGCAAAAAGAUUAGACUUGGCAGACACCAAAUCUAUCAGAGAAUUUGCCAGUAAUUUCUUGAAAGAGGAGAAAGAACUCCACAUACUCAUCAACAACGCAGGGGUUAUGAUGUGCCCCUAUUCAAAGACAGCUGAUGGUUUUGAGAUGCAUUUUGGAGUCAACCAUCUUGGCCAUUUUCUCUUAACGUUCCUGCUAAUAGAACGCCUGAAACAAAGUGCACCAGCUCGUAUUAUAAAUGUGUCUUCGCUGGGUCAUCAUAUGGGGAGGAUUCACUUCCAGAAUCUCCAGGGUGAAAAGUUCUACUUUCGGGGCUUGGCAUACUGUCAUAGCAAGCUGGCCAAUAUUCUUUUUUCUCGGGAAUUGGCUAGACAUCUGCAAGGUUCCGGCGUCACCGUGAAUGCCCUGCAUCCAGGCACAGCUUUGUCUGAACUUGUUCGCCACUCCUUUACACUAAAAGUUUUGUGGAACAUAUUUGCUAUCUUCUUGAAGACACCUUGGCAAGGAGCUCAGACCAGCAUAUAUUGUGCAGUGGCAGAGGAGCUAGAGACAGUCAGUGGAAAAUAUUUCAGUGAUUGUAAACCAGCAAAUGUAUCAUCUCAAGGACGUAAUGAUGAAACAGCAAAGAAGCUUUGGAGUGUUAGUUGUGAACUCCUUGGUGUCGAGUGGAAUUGACCUGCAAAGGCCAGCUACACCUAAAUCCUGUAUUUUGUAUGUAAGACUCUGGAAAAGUGUUGCUUUCAUGGAAUGUUCACAGAUCGGGUUAUGUUCAUUUUUUAAUAAAAACGUUAAUCUCAGCGUUUCCAUUAAAAUAGAGCUCAAACAACUGUUUAGUGUAUGGAACUAUCUACUCCAUGCUGAAGGUCUCCUGAUUCCCCCUACAAAAAAUAAUAACAACUCCUUAGUUUUUCUGGGUUUUCUGGCAGUGUGAAUUAUGAAUUGUUUGAUGUGGUUUUGCACAACAUGCUGGGCUAAAAGGUUGCUGGCUCAUUUGUGAUUCAGUAUGCCAUGAAAACAUGCCAGGCUACAAAAUUACAUCAAUUAUCUUUUUUUUUUUUUGAAAUUUUUAGAUGUUUAUAGCAUGGUUUUGUUGUCUUAGUUUCUUUCAUUUGCUGAAUUAUUUUGCAGCUACAUAUUUAACAAGAAACGAUAUUAAGUGAUUAAACAGUAAAUUGUCCAAAUUCUUUUAUUUUCUCAAUGAGAGUUUAACACUUUUGUUCAUUGGAAGUUUAGAAUUCCUCCGUUACAGUUUAGUACAGGAUAGUUCACAGGACAGUUUUGCUGGUGAGAAGGGGAUCCUUUAAAAAUCCUAAAGAAUCCAAGUAACAAUAUAAAGUGCAUAAAAUGCAGUGCAAAGAGUGGACCCAACAUUCGUCUCAAUUUUCUCUCCCACACAAGUGUCUUCCCUUUGGAAGGUAUUGAUGAGAAGAGUUUGGAGAUGAAAGGACAAGCCAUGUUGCGUACUAAACUCAAUAGGCAGCAUAGCUUAGCACACAGCAAAUAAUGAAUCCUGUUCUUUUCUUAAGGUAGAAGAAGUAAUGAGAGUCACAGAAAGUCCAAUCAGACUAUCUCCUGGGACUCAUGGCAGUUGAGCUUGAUAAGACAGCAAAAGCAGAUUUUAUAACUCUUAGAUUCCUAGUAGGAUAACUUCCGAGACCCCAAAGGUAUGAAAAGAUGGAAGCUAGAUAUAGCCCUCCCAAGUUACUUAACCUCAAGGUUAUUUCCGGCUGCCAAAUCCAGUGAACUAAGGAUUACUAUUCUUGUGGCUGUGAGCUGUGGCUGUUUCCCUGGAAGAGUGCAGCUUAGAUCGUUUGCUAAAAUUAGUGGGAAAGGAUGAUGUUCAUCUAAUAAUUUUUUUAAAAAAAAACUCACAUUAAACCAUUCUGAAUAAUUUCUUAAAACUAAUGCCAUUUUGAUAACAGUUUGAAUUUUUCAAGUUAAAAACUUGUUCUCAAUGACAGCCAUAUUCUCUUCUAUAGAGCAUGCUGUGGUCUCAUUGUUUUCUAUAUCAUGUCACUGAAAGGACAAUGAGAACUUCAGACUGUUUCAAGGAAAGGUGGCAAAUAUGGGUAGAGGUUCCAAGUGGGAACUACUAUUCAACCUUCAUCAUUUCUUCCUCCAUUUUCUGUGUUAACUGGUUAUUUUCUGGCCUCAGACAGUAACAGGUGUAGGCUUACAGACCUGUUAUCUCUUAUGCACAGAAUUCAAUUACAGCUUCUUCCUAUGAAAAUCAAUAGAGCACUGUACCCAUCUCAAAAUGCGACUUGGUUCUUUAUUGAUUUGGCUGUAGCUCUGCAGUGUCGGGGAUCACAAGCAGAUAUAAACUCUUGUUGAUGUGGGAUUUGCAUUCAUAAAAACAGUGCCUAAAGGAGAGCUAUCUCCAUGAUCAUCAA